Molecule: messenger RNA, 3440 nt
Organism: Leptopilina boulardi
Lineage: Eukaryota; Metazoa; Arthropoda; Insecta; Hymenoptera; Figitidae
Product: aminopeptidase A
Exons: 16
Coding region: 247-3141 (964 amino acids)
Biological process (GO): peptide catabolic process; proteolysis
Cellular component (GO): cytoplasm
Molecular function (GO): peptide binding; metalloaminopeptidase activity; zinc ion binding
Source: RefSeq, a predicted model, not a curated record
CUUAAACGUUUGGACAAGUAGUUGAUAGUUCUAAAAAUAUUUCAAGAAAUGUUAAAGUUUAUUUCGAUUAGGUGAACCGUGUAUACAUAUAUAUAUAUAUAUAUGUAUAUAUGUAAAUUUCGCACGUUCUAAAAUUUCAUCACAUCUUUAAAAAACUAGUUAAUUCGAAGUCCAAUGCAAAAGUGAGAGUGCCUUUUAAAUUUCUUUUGCAUCUUUAAUAUUGGGGAUUCUUAAUUUAUUAUUAAAAUGGUUGAUAAAGCAGUUAAUGGCGACAUCUCUAGGCGAAGAGUAUCAUCUUAUCGACAGAGAGGAGCCGGCUCUCCACUUUUAGGUUUUCUUUGUGGACUUUGUGUAUUUCUCAGUCUACUUUGUUCCUGUUUAACAGCACUUGUGGUUGUUAUGAGUGAUAAAGCACAAGCAACAAGUUUACUUACAGCAGAUCAAAAAAAGUUCAACAUUUACACAGCAAUGGCAACGGAAAAAACACCAUCCGAUGUACCAUUUAGACUAUCAAAAGAAGUAAAACCAAUUCAUUAUGAUUUAUUAAUGCAUCCUGACUUAGAAAAUGGAACAUUUAAAGGCAUUGUUACUAUUUUAAUAAAUGUUUUGGAUAAAAGAGGAUAUAUUGCUAUUCAUCAAAAAGAUCUUAAUAUAACAAAAACAAAAUUAACACACGAGAAAGAUGAUGUUUAUGAAAUUCCAAUAAAGGAAACAUAUACAGUGGAAAAACAAGAAGUUUUUAUGAUUUCCACUGAAGAAAAUCUCAAUCCAAAUAAAUAUCAUUUACAUUUGGAAUUUAAUGGAUUAUUGAGGCCUGACAAAAUUGUUGGAUUUUAUUCGAGCAAAUAUAAAGACUCUCAAGAUAAGGAUAGAUAUAUUGCAACAACAAAAUUUGAGCCAACUUACGCGAGAAGAGCUUUUCCUUGCUUUGAUGAGCCCAGUUUCAAAGCAGAAUUUACUAUUAAAGUUAUUCAUCCAUCAACUGAUUGCUAUGGAGCCAUUUCCAAUAUGAAUGUUGAGAAAUCAGAGGUGAAUAAACCCUCAUUGGGAUUAACGACAGUAACUUUUGCAAGAAGUGUUCCAAUGUCAACUUAUUUGUCCUGUUUUAUUGUUAGUGAUUUUGUUGCACUCUCAAAAACUGCAAAACGACUUGAUGGUACAACUUUUCCAAUCAGUGUUUACACAACAAAAGCCAACAAGGAAAAGGGUACUUUUGCUCUUGACAUUGGAGUGCAAAUUAUUGAAUAUUACAUUAAUCUCUUCAAAGUUGAUUAUCCUCUACCAAAAAUGGAUAUGGCAGCAAUUCCUGAUUUUGUGUCAGGUGCCAUGGAAAAUUGGGGCCUUGUAACAUACAGAGAAGCAAGACUUUUAGUUGAUGAUAAAAUAAGUUCUUCAGCAAAUAAAGAAGGUGUUGUUUCAGUGAUUGCUCAUGAAUUUGCUCAUAUGUGGUUUGGAAAUUUAGUGACGAUGGCUUGGUGGAAUGAUUUAUGGUUAAACGAAGGAUUCGCAACUUAUAUGAGUUAUAAAAGUUCAGAUGCCAUUCUUCCGGAUUGGGGAUUGAUGGAUCAUUUUCUUACUGAACAGUUGCAUGUAGCUUUUCAAACUGAUGCAAAACUCAGUUCCCAUCCGAUUGUUCAAACUGUCUCAAAUUCUGAUGACAUAACAGCAAUUUUCGACGUGAUAUCAUACAAUAAGGGUGCAUCUGUUCUAAGGAUGUUGAACGAUUUUGUUGGCUCGGAUGUAUUUUAUGAAGGAGUCACAACCUAUUUGAAAAGAAAUGCUUAUCGAAAUGCAGAAACAGCGGAUCUCUUUUCCAUUCUACAGGAAUCUGUUGGUAAUCGUAUUAAUAUUAAUGCAAUUAUGGACACCUGGACUCGUCAAAUGGGUUUUCCUGUUAUAAAUGUUUCUGUCAAAUCAAAGACUUCCUAUACUUUAACCCAAAAACGUUUUCUCGCUGAUCCAAAAGCUCAGUUUAAUGCUUCAGAUUCAGAAUACGGUUACAAAUGGACUAUUCCAGUUACUUACAUCACAAGCGCUAAUUCGACUCCAACUUUGAUUUGGUUUAAUAACGAUGCGAAAAAUUUGGUGAUCAAGCUUGACGAACCAGUUGAUUGGAUAAAAUUCAAUUGUGAUCAAAUUGGAUACUAUCGUGUAAAUUACGAAACUGCUGAAUGGCAUAAACUUGCAGAUGUUCUACGAUGGAAUCAUAAGAGAUUUUCCACUUCGGAUAGAACACACAUUUUGGAAGAUGCUUUUAGUUUAGCUGAUGCUGCUGAACUUGACUACAAUAUAACUAUGGAUAUGACUAAUUAUCUAUCAUCGGAACUUCACGCUGUUCCGUGGGAUAUGGCAUCCACUAAAUUUUUGCAAAUGAACACUUUACUCUCUUCGACUAGUGCAUCCUCAAAAUUCCAGGAAUAUGUUCGAAAUUUGGUAGAUCCUAUCUACCAUGAAGUUCUUUGGAAAGUCGAAAAUGUUGAUAGUUACGUAACUUUAAAUCUCAGAACUGUGAUACUUGAAUUGGCUUGUGAAAUGGGUCACACUGAAUGUUUAGAGGAAGGAGGUGAAAUUUUCAAAAAAUGGAUUAAUGAUCCCAAAGAUGAGCGCCCUCAUCCUGAUAUUAGAUCAACCGUCUAUUAUUACGGUAUGAGUCACAUUGGUGGAGAGGCAGAAUGGAAUAAAAUGUUUGAAAAAUUUACAAAGGAAACAAAUUCUCUUGAGAAAUUAAAAUUAAUGCGUGGUUUAGCUGGUGUACGCUCAGCUUCAUUGCUUAACAGAUUUAUUUCUUACGCAAUGGAUGAAAAUUAUGUACGAGCACAAGAUGCUUUUUCAUGUUUGCGUCAAAUCUCAGCAAAUCCCGUUGGUACUCCACUAGUUUGGGAUUGGGUGCGAGGAAAUUGGGAAUUUCUUGUUAAAAGAUAUACAUUAAACGAUCGUUAUUUAGGUCAAUUGAUCCCGGCGAUUACAAAAUCAUUUUCUACAGAAGUAAAAUUAAAUGAAAUAACAGAAUUCUACGCGAAAUACCCGGAAGCAGGUGCCGGUGCCUUAUAUAGAGUUAGAGCUCUUGAAACUGUCGUUAACAACAUUAAAUGGUUACAGAAGAAUGAGGCGAAAAUUGAAGCUUGGUUAAAUUCUCGGUGAAAUAGUUGAAAAAUUGUUUCAUUUUGUUUAAUAUAAGUUACGUUUUCAUUUACUCGAUCUCUUUUUCUUUUUUUAAAUCUGAAUAUUUUCAAACACAUAUAUAUAAAUAUAUAGAUUCAGAUUUAGAGAUUAAAGAAAAGUAUUUAUCAGUCAUUUAUUUGCAAUAUUAAAGAAUUAAGUCGACUGAUUAUUAAUAGUCUGAAAAAUAAUGUAUUUCUUUACAUUUUUACAGAGUUUUUACUUUUUAAUGUUACUCAUUAAUAUUAUUCUAAGAAUAAAAUAAAAAAGUUCUUUAAUAA